Strongylus vulgaris is the source of this 334-nucleotide messenger RNA. NCBI's taxonomy places the organism in Eukaryota, Metazoa, Nematoda, Chromadorea, Rhabditida, Strongylidae. The record is from the annotation of a GenBank genome assembly.
UAUAGGAGAUUUCAGAGUUCUCAUAGUUCUCGGCAUACUCCAUCUCCGGCCACCAACGUCAAUAGCUAGAAAAGUUCGUGAAAAUCCGCAAUGGUUCAAGUUGGAGCAGGACAUAAACACUUUCAACGACCCAGAACUACAUGGAAUGGAACAAGUAGCAGCCUUAGGUAUUACAAAAGCACGUGAUCUCGCUAGGCUCUUCUCACUGAUGCUUAGCGGGAAAUUGUUUAGUAAGAAGCUUCUGGAACGAUUCAAAACACCGGAGAUCAAUUCUGGUCUCGAUGAGAUUGUUAUGACACCUCUCCCAAAGGGAUACGGAUUCCUCUACGAACGU